Molecule: messenger RNA, 965 nt
Organism: Daldinia caldariorum
Lineage: Eukaryota; Fungi; Ascomycota; Sordariomycetes; Xylariales; Hypoxylaceae
Product: ADP-ribosylation factor family-domain-containing protein
Exons: 4
Coding region: 397-948 (183 amino acids)
Biological process (GO): intracellular protein transport; vesicle-mediated transport
Cellular component (GO): cytoplasm; plasma membrane
Molecular function (GO): GTPase activity; GTP binding
Source: RefSeq, a predicted model, not a curated record
UAAUAUUACAUACCUCUACUGUCUACAUACCUUCUCUCCAUAUAUCUAUACACGCCACUUCAACCUCGCCUUGUAAUACUCGGCCCACCUCUUCAUUUCUCUCUACUUUUGUGGCAGCCUGGAAAGGUAUACGGGACAAGUCGCGCCCAACAAUACCGAGUCACCCACCCCCCCAGGUCCAUUUGCGCAGUCCUGGAAAGACCCAAUCGAUCUGUCCUUACGGAAUACUGAUCCCCAUAAAUUCCCGACUGGCUGCCAAUUACCUCGAGAUAAUCACAUCUUAUUUUUCCCAUCUUAAACUAACCUCUCCUCCUUCUCGUAACAGAUAUAGCGACAUCGCCUUAGGCCCACAACAGUAAUAGACACUUAACCGCAUCUUUCUUCGAGGUCGCAAUCAUGGGUCUCGCAUUCUCUAAGUUGUUCGACAAGCUCUGGGGGAAGAAGGAGAUGAGAAUUCUGAUGGUCGGUCUCGACGCUGCCGGAAAGACCACGAUUCUCUACAAGCUCAAGCUCGGUGAAAUCGUCACAACCAUCCCUACUAUUGGCUUCAACGUCGAGACGGUCGAGUACAAGAACAUCCAAUUCACCGUGUGGGAUGUUGGUGGACAGGACAAGAUUCGUCCUCUGUGGCGACAUUAUUUCCAGAACACCCAAGGUAUCAUCUUCGUCGUCGACAGCAACGACCGAGACCGUAUCGUCGAGGCUCGGGAAGAGUUGCAGCGCAUGUUGAACGAGGAUGAGCUCCGGGAUGCUAUUCUACUAGUCUUCGCCAACAAGCAGGAUCUGCCUAACGCCAUGAACGCCGCUGAGAUUACUGACAAGCUCGGCCUUCACAGCCUGAGACAGCGCGCCUGGUACAUCCAAUCGACCUGCGCUACGUCCGGAGACGGUCUGUAUGAGGGUCUCGAAUGGCUGGCCACCACGCUCCGUAAGGCUGGACACCAGUAAAUGGGAAGGGGAGCACU